AAGGCUUUUUUUUGGGUAAGGCAGUAGAAACAAAUUUAAUCCUUCUACAUAGGAUGCUGUCCAUAUGUGGAACCUUCAAAAUCGGUGUCUGAUCUUCAGUUUCCUGAUUUUCAGCUCCUCUGUUCUUCUUCCUCCCAUUCCCCUGUCAUUCUCUUUCCUCAUCUUCUUCUUCUUUCUUCCCUCCUCUUCUCUCCCCUUCUUCCUCCCUCCAAGGAUCAGCCAUUUUCCUGACCCGAAAAGCUCCUGCGACAUAUCACAAUGGCCACGGAAAAAGGGCGGCCCCUGCCUAAAUUCGGUGAGUGGGACGUUAACAAUCCCGCUUCGGCUGAGGGCUUCACGGUAAUCUUCACUAAAGCGAGGGACGAGAAGAAGUCCAAUGGAGCAGGACCUGUGGGAGCAGGGCCACCUCCAUCAGCUGCUUACCACCCGCCUAAACCAGUACAAAACUAUCAAGACCCUGCCAUGAAAAAAUGGUGGUGCUGUUUCUAACAUCUGCUGCUUGCUGCUGUGGAGAUAUGUUGCAAGACAUGGAGUAAGGUCUUGUAUUUGUGAUUAUAGCUGUUUAAGGUGGCCAGUGAGAUAGAAGGCUUCUUGCCUGGACAGCGAUAUACCCAAGAUAGCCGAUUCGGGUUUCAGUCAAGAUUCAGUUUUUUCAUGCAUUACUUUAGAGAAACAAUAGCAGUCAUGAAGGGAAGAAGAACUAUUCCUUAUAUGUACAGUUUCAUCUUUGUAUAGUAUCUUCAGAUUCUGAGUCAUAACAUAUUCGAUAAGUUCAGCAGAUGAAUACUAUGUUCAAGGAUACUGAGACUGAGGAUGUAGUGAAGAGCUUUUGAGGCUAGAGAUCUUCGGUUAUUAAUCUUCUGUGAA
Messenger RNA from Punica granatum (pomegranate), 867 nucleotides. NCBI's taxonomy places the organism in Eukaryota, Viridiplantae, Streptophyta, Magnoliopsida, Myrtales, Lythraceae. The record is from RefSeq and is a predicted model, not a curated record.